AUGAGGGUGCUUAGGCCUUUGGAACUGCUCCUUCAUUUGGAAGAGGAAUGCAAAGAAAAGAACCCAGGAAAGAAGAGUAGAGCUGGGGAGAUGCCCAGAGUCUCUGACUGCCUCCACUGCAGCAAGACCAGCCGAAGGGAUGACCAGUGCCGUUGUCCUCUUAGCUACUCGCGGACUGUCUCUGGCUUUCUCAGCCCCAGCCCCACCCAACUACCCAGGCCUUUCUUUGUCCCGUAUUUCCCCCCUCCACUAGACAUUUCUGACUUCUCUACCUCCUCUUGUGCUCAGGUGACUCUCCCCUCUUUCUCCUCUUGCCCCAAUGUGCCCCUCACGCUCCCAGCCUGCAUAUCCAGACUGCCUUGGUGA
Molecule: messenger RNA, 366 nt
Organism: Rangifer tarandus platyrhynchus (Svalbard reindeer)
Lineage: Eukaryota; Metazoa; Chordata; Mammalia; Artiodactyla; Cervidae
Source: the annotation of a GenBank genome assembly